AUGAAGAGUUCCUGCAGAGCUGGCCUCCACAGGGAACCGCUCAACUCCACAUCCUCCACCUUCUAUCAAGUCAAACGGGUUUCUGGUAUGCACUUAAAGCCAUAUCUCAAGAUACAGAAGAAAGAGAGAUCGCCAGAAAUCAGCCAGGAUUCCUGGCGAGGCCCACCGGUGAGCCAUCAGAGAUCAGCACGAGUAGAAAAAUACACCCCUGACUGCACCAAACUGAGCGUUUUCCCGAAACCCUCCCUGGUGACUCCAUCUCGGAAGCUUCUGGGGAUUAUUUAUCCAAAUACUAUGUGCAAUAUGAACGGGAAGGGUCCAGUGGAUGGCCCAAGCGCGAGGGACAAGAAGAACGCCCUGUCUGCAACCAUUCACCAGGGAGAAGAAGGGGAAGGGCCUCUGGAUGUCUGGGCUGUCGUGAAACCUGGCAACACGAAGGAGAAGAUCGCGUUCUUUGCGGCCCAGCAGGGCAGCGGCGACCCCCGGCUAGGCUCGAUGAAAGUCAAAAGCACGUGGGAUAUCGACGGAAGAACGGCUAAACGCAGGAAAAAAUCAGCGGAUCUUAAAAAAGCCAAAAUUCAACUGGAAAGUAUGAGGGAAGUGAACGCCAGGUGCUCCCCGCCGGAGCCUUUCGCCUGCGGCAUCGAGCACUGUUCGGUGCAUUACGUGACCGAUAACGGCGAGGGCGCGUUCCCGGGCCGGUCCCUCUCGGUGAUAGAGAUGGUCGCCUUCCUGGAGCAACGAGCAAGUGCUUUGCUGGUGGACUGCACGAAAACCUGCACGCCUGCUUCUGCGACGAGGCUGAGCGCUCAGCCUAAAGGCGCGCUUUCCAGCUCAGACCCUUUCUCCUCUGCUGGGCCGUGCGAGGUGCCCGCGGAGAGGGGCGAGCAGCAGCAGGGCGAGCCCGUGCGCGUGCUGGACAUGGUGGCCAAGCUGGAGUCGGAGUGCUUGAGGCGUCCGGCUCCUGCCGGGCUGCCACCGGCUUCCUUGCAGAGCAGGAGCGCGACUGUUGAUUGUACGUUGAAAGAGGCUGUAACUUUCCCAAAGCAGAGCCUGCACCCUGCUAGGAAGGAGCCCUUGUGCAUCAGCAUAUCGGUCACCAAGACCGAGAAGGGAUGCAGGAAGGAGAAGCUCUCUAACGGCGGCUCUGGCGAAGAUCUGCUCCCAGGGAGGCUGUUUUUUCUCCAGGCUGACCAGCCUGCCGCUCACAAGCAACAGCCGCUGCGGGAAAGCACCCACGAAAAGCCAGAAGUAGCCCAAAACGAGGAUGAGGAUGCUCUGGCAUCCGACAGAUCGCGCCUCGGAGACGGCGUCCCUACGGAGCCAUCUGCCCUUCCUGUCCCUCCGACAGAAGGGGCUUUGCAAGUACUUGACGCCUCCUGCUUGAAAAGGCAGGUUUCGCAUGACUUUCUGGAGACCAGGUUUAAAAUUCAGCAGCUUUUGGAGCCUCAGCAGUAUAUGGCCUUCCUCCCUCACCACAUCAUCGUGAAGAUUUUCGAAUUGCUUCCUACUUGGAGUCUGGUCGCCCUCAAAUGCACUUGCUACUACUUCAAAUUCAUCAUCGAAUACUACAACAUCAGGCCGGCAGACUCCCGCUGGGUCCGCGAUCCCCGCUACAGAGAAGACCCUUGCAAGCAGUGCAAGAAGAAGUACGUGAAGGGGGACGUAUCGCUGUGCCGCUGGCACCCCAAGCCCUACUGUCAAGCUUUACCCUACGGGCCGGGGUACUGGAUGUGCUGUCACCGGUCGCAGAAGGGCAUCCCGGGCUGUAAGUUAGGUCUUCAUGACAAUCACUGGGUUCCUGCCUGCCACAGCUUUAACCGUGCGAUCCAUAAGAAAGCCAGAGGAGUGGGAGCCGAAGCGGAGGAGGAAUAUUAGUGCACAUACACUUUCCUGCGAGAUUGUCUGGGUAGGAGGAGAUUCUCAUGCCUUGUGCUGUUUACAGUGUAUAUAAUUGUCGUGGUUUUGUUUUUUUCUUUUUUUCACAGGGCUAUGAAACUGCACAUCCUUCAACACAAGAGCCUUUACCUUUUAGAUGAAAGAUAGCUUUUAGUCCAUCUGUGUAAAUAACACUAUAAAAACUAAUUGUACAUACAGAGUCUACAGCUGGCUGAACAACGUAAUCGCUACAAUGCAGCUACGAUAGUGUUGCGGCUAUAGUUGUGUGUGUUUUUAAGUGUCCUGUUUCAAAAAAAUCUGUAUAUCCUGUAUAAUAUAUGAAUGUUUCAGAGAAGAAACUCUAAACAGGUAAAGGUCAACUUGUUCAAAGAAUCUUCAGGCAACUUAACUGGACAACCUUAAAACUAGACUAGAACAGAUCCAUUAUAGUAGCGUGGCAGUGGAUAAAAAGAGAGGAAUAUUAUUGUAUAGGCAGAAUAUAAAAAGUUAUUGUCUACCUUACCCAUGUUGUCUGUUUGUUUUUUUUUUUUUUUUACUUAAAUAAAAUGUGCAUUCUAGAUCU
Opisthocomus hoazin is the source of this 2461-nucleotide messenger RNA. The record is from RefSeq and is a predicted model, not a curated record. Lineage: Eukaryota; Metazoa; Chordata; Aves; Opisthocomiformes; Opisthocomidae.